This is a messenger RNA of Prunus armeniaca (apricot), 435 nucleotides long. The record is from the annotation of a GenBank genome assembly. NCBI's taxonomy places the organism in Eukaryota, Viridiplantae, Streptophyta, Magnoliopsida, Rosales, Rosaceae.
AUGGGGCAAAGAGGAACUCUAUGGUGGCAUGCACAUAUUUUCUGGCUAAGAGCCACUGUGUAUGGAGCAAUUGUCAUCUUGCCUAAACAAGGGACUGGUUUUCCAUUUCUUCAGCCAUACAAGGAGGCUAAUAUUGUCUUAGGAGAAUGGUGGAAUAACGACGUCGAAGAGGUUGUUAAACAAGGAAACAAACUGGGAUUGCCACCAAAUAUGUCAGAUGCACACACCAUCAAUGGGAAGCCAGGGCCUCUCUUUCCAUGUUCUGAAAAACAUACCUAUGCAUUGGAGGUUGAACAGGGAAAGACGUACCUGCUACAAAUCAUCAAUGCUGCACUCAAUGAUGAGCUAUUCUUUGCCAUUGCUAGUCACAGCUUGACAGUGGUAGAAAUUGAUGCAGUGUACACCAAACCAUUCACAUCUCAAGCAAUACAAUAG